Messenger RNA from Archocentrus centrarchus (flier cichlid), 2005 nucleotides. RefSeq names its product sialic acid-binding Ig-like lectin 10. Lineage: Eukaryota; Metazoa; Chordata; Actinopteri; Cichliformes; Cichlidae. The transcript is spliced from 8 exons. The record is from RefSeq and is a predicted model, not a curated record. Gene Ontology annotation, cellular component: plasma membrane. Gene Ontology annotation, molecular function: sialic acid binding. Gene Ontology annotation, biological process: cell adhesion. The coding region runs from base 92 to 1969 and encodes 625 amino acids.
UCAGCAGAGAUCAGUGUGGAGAGAAGAGUGAAGAAGAACAAGAGUUUGUCCUGUGGAGGGAGAGACGGAACAUACUGAGCAUCAAAUCAGGAUGUUUGUUCUGAUCUGGGCAACGCUGCUUUUUUCUGUGAGUGACAGCAGUGCAGACACAGGUGCCUCAGCCUGGGGACAACAACACUGUGACAGAGAAUACUGUGUCACUCUUAAUAAGGAGGAACUAAGAGCAGAGGCUGGACUCUGUGCUGUGAUCCCGUGUUCUUUCAAGACUGCCUUUAAAGCUCAGCAUAUAGCCUGGUAUAAAUGUGAAGCGUCUGAACCAACAUGUCGUUAUCCUCUCGUAGUAUUUCACACUAAGAACAACAUUAACGUUCAGUCUGGGUUUGAAGGACGAGUGUCGCUUCUGGAGCCUGAUGUGAGUCAGAACAACUGCAGCAUCAUCAUUAAUGAUCUCAAAGAGUCUGAUUCUGGAUUGUAUCACCUCAGAGUUAAUGGUGAACUGAACGGGAAACAAGAAGGAUUUUCAUUUUCUCCUAGAGUAACUGUCUCUGUAAAAGGUCUUAAACAGAAGCCCACAGUAACGAUUCCCACACUGACAGAGGGACAGCAGGCCACACUGACCUGCACUGCUCCUGGUCUCUGCUCUGGACCUGUACCUGAAAUCACCUGGACAUGGAGAGGAGCAGGAGGGAAUGAAUCGCAUAUUACAGGAAACAUCACUGACUUCAAGACUGAGAAUCUGACUGCUUUCACACAGAGACACGUCUCAUCUUUAACCUUUAAUCUAUCGGCUGAACACCACAACAGCAGUGUCACCUGUAAGAUCAGUUUUACAGGUGAAACGACGACACAAGAGACUUCAACUUUGAAUGUGAAGUAUUUGAAGGAAGUUCAAAUCACUGGUGUCACAACAUUAAGGGAGCAUGAGACACUGAAUCUGACCUGCAGUGUUGAAAGUGUCCCUCCAUCUCUGAUUAUCUGGUCUAAACUUGGUUCAAACACAACCCUGCACAAUGACACUGGAUCAGCAACACUUGUCAUCCUGAAUGCAACAAUGGAACAUUCUGGACUGUACGUCUGUACAGCUAACUAUAUGGACAAUACCCUGAAAGAGAUAGUCAAUGGAACAGUGAUGUAUAAAAGGAAACCUGAGAUCAUUGGGAAUACAACUGUUAAUGAGGGAGAUGUUCUCAAUCUGACCUGCAGUGUUGAAAGUUUCCCUCCAGCUCUGAUUGUGUGGAAAAAAAUCAUUUCCAACACAAACCUUCACAAUGGAACUGACACAAACCUGCACAAUAACACUGGAUCAGCUACACUUGUCAUCCCAAAUGUGACAGCAGAACAUUCUGGACUUUACAUCUGUACAGCAAAACAUCUGGACACAACAAUGACUGUACAUGUCAGUGUGACUGUGACUUAUUCAAGGAAACCUCAGAUCACUGGGAAUACAACUGUAAAAGAGGGAGAUGUCCUGAAUCUGACCUGCAGUGUUGAAAGUGUCCCUCCAGCUCUGAUUGUGUGGAAACAACUUGGAUCGAACACAAACCUGCACAAAAACACUGGAUCAGCUACACUUGUCAUCCCAAAUGUGACAGCAGAACAUUCUGGACUUUACAUCUGUGUGAGCAAAUACAUGGACAAUACCCUGAAGGAGAAAGUGAAUGUAACAGUGCUGUAUUCAAGGAAACCUCAGAUCAUCGGGAAUACAACUGUUAAUGAGGGACAUGCCCUGAAUCUGACCUGCAGUGUUGAAAGUUUCCCUCCAGCUCAGAUUAUUUGGAAAAAAUUAUGUUCCAAAUCAGACCUUCACAAUGGUACUGAUACCGACUUGCUUAAUAACACUGGAUCAGCUACACUUGUCAUCCCAAAUGUUACAGCAGACCAUUCUGGAGAGUACACCUGUACAGCUAAACAUCUCGAGACACUUGUGACUGUAGAUGUCAAUGUGACUGUUACAGAUGCAGCCACCUAAUGUUUCCGCAUCCAGCCAGACGUCGGCCAGCUGAAG